AUGAAAAACCAGCGACCGAAACCACGUUAUUUCAUGCAAGAUGAUGACCAAGCCAUACACAGAGAACCACCGCGUCACCUUCAACUACGAGUACGUAGUUUUACAGAACCAACUCCACAUUGCACAGCAGACAGCACGGACAGGCUAGUGCAAACAGCCCAGGAGCCAUCAUUUAUUGAAGAUAGUGAAGAUGAAAUACCUGUAAUUUUAAGUUCAAUAUCAACUAGUAUGCCUCGUUUCAGCUCCAUAUAUAAUUCAUUCCAUUCAUCCUUAGAAACGAGCCAUUUAUUAGUGAAUCAACAUUGUGACGAAGAAUUUCAAAUGCAUAAUGAAAACUUUAAUCCUCAAGAUUUUGCUGUGAUGUCGCAAUUGAGUUACCGUCACGAGUGUAAUAUGUCCCAGCCAAUCAUGAUAAGCAAUGAUGAUUCGGAUGUGAUAUUGAUUAAUCUGACGAUAGACCAAGACGAGCAUGAACAUGAAGAAUAUGAUUAUGAAGGUGAGAGAAAUAUAAGUAUUGAAUCAGAUUCAACUGAAGAGUUUGAUAAGGGAAACAUUCUUUUGGGACUAGAGAGUGCAAAAAUCUUGGCACCAAAAGUUGAGGUAGACUUUUCACAGGAACCAAAUGAUGAUGAGAUUUUAGAAUGCUCAACGCAAUAUGGCGAAGAAGAUGAUGCGAUAGUAGUAGAGUCCGAUAAUAUGAAUGUAACACUAGAAGUUGAGGGACAACAGUCGGAGAAAUUAGCGGAGGGAGAGAGAGCCAAAGUUGAACCAACAAUCAUAGAAGAUAGCGAGCAAAGCAAAAUAUCAAGCAAUUACAUUCAUGAAACCGAAAAUGAGGAGAUAUUAGUUGAAAGCUUUCCAGGCGAAAUUAAAAUUGUCAAGAGAUCACCUAAGAAAGAAGAUGAAAAAGAAAGUUUGAGAGCGGGAAUGACCGAGGACAACCGAGUGAAUAAAUCUCAGAGAAAAGAAUUAAGAUCACAAUUGGAUGAGUCUUACCAAAAUAAUUCAGAAUUGAAAAAUGAGAAAGAGAUUGGAAUACCAAAUGAUCAAAUACUGACCAGUUCAUGUCUUGAUAGCAACGAAGAACCAAAUCAUGAUUCCAAGAAAACACUAAAAAAUUCCAUAAGUGAAAAUUAUACACCACCAGCUACAAAUAAUAGUUCCGUGAGUCUGCAAAAUUUGCAUAAUUCGACACCCAAAACCAUAGCUGUCAAUGUGAAGCAAAACACAAACGGGAAAAGAACUAAAGAAAACGUCAAAAAGUCAGUGAAAUGUGACAAUGAACAUGUUAGCAAAGAUAUAACAAAACUGUCUAACAAUAGCAAGUCAGUGCCAACGAAAUCAUCUGCAACAGAAACUGCAACAAGUAACUUAUCACAUUCUAAAACUGCAAGCAACAAGGAAAAUAUAGAUGCUGUUCGAAUGAAUCGAAAGAUAGUUAGGAAAAGAAUUGCUUCAAAACCAUUAUCAGAAAUAUGCAAUCAGCAUCUGAGAUCUAGAGUAGGCUUAUCAAAACGGGUCAAGAUAGAUCCUUUGCAUCAAAAACUAAAGAAUAAAUAA
Molecule: messenger RNA, 1560 nt
Organism: Candida albicans SC5314
Lineage: Eukaryota; Fungi; Ascomycota; Pichiomycetes; Serinales; Debaryomycetaceae
Exons: 1
Coding region: 1-1560 (519 amino acids)
Source: RefSeq, a predicted model, not a curated record